CACAAUUGGAUUGCAUUUGUUAUUUUCGUUCAAUGUCAACAAAAAUUGAGCAUGGCAGGUCUGGAAUUGCUUUCAGACCAAGGCUUUCGUAUUGACGGCCGAAAAUCAAAUGAACUCAGACGAAUUCAGUGUAGACUAGGGGUUUUCAGUCAAGCUGAUGGAUCAGCUUAUAUAGAACAAGGCAACACUAAAGUCUUGGCCGCGGUUUACGGCCCGCAUGAGAUUAGAGGCAGUAAAUCGAAGGCACUUCAUGAUAAAGUUCUUGUGAAUUGUCAGUACAGCAUGGCCACAUUCAGCACUGGUGAGCGUAAAAGACGUCCUAGAGGAGAUCGAAAGUCCAAAGAGAUGACAAUGCAUCUUCAGCAGACAUUUGAUGCUGCCAUACUUACUAGUUUGUAUCCAAGAUCACAGAUAGACAUCUUUGUUGAGGUUUUACAAUCAGAUGGAGGUAAUUACUGCGCUAGUGUAAAUGCUGCGACUCUUGCCCUCAUUGACGCUGGAAUUCCACUGAGAGACUAUGUUUGUGCUUGUUCUGCAAGCUUUGUAAAUGACAAACCUAUUGUUGACAUCAGUUACUUGGAAGAAUCAUCAGGUGGUGCGGAGUUAAUUGUAGCUACACUACCUAAAUCUGAACAAAUAGUGUUUCUUGAAAUGAAUGCACGUCUGCAUGAAGACAAUUUAAGCCCAGUGUUAGAUAUGGCUGUAAAAGGGUGUAAAGACAUCCAUGAUGUUUUGGACCAAGCUGUGAGAGAACAUGUUGGGGAAGUUGCUGCAAUAUCUGGUCUGGAGUGAAAAAUAAAUGUAUAAAAUUGUACAAUA
Messenger RNA from Mercenaria mercenaria, 819 nucleotides. RefSeq names its product exosome complex component RRP41-like. Bases 52 to 792 code for a protein of 246 amino acids. The transcript is spliced from 3 exons. Gene Ontology annotation, cellular component: cytoplasmic exosome (RNase complex); nuclear exosome (RNase complex); nucleolus. The record is from RefSeq and is a predicted model, not a curated record. Gene Ontology annotation, biological process: rRNA catabolic process; nuclear mRNA surveillance; poly(A)-dependent snoRNA 3'-end processing. NCBI's taxonomy places the organism in Eukaryota, Metazoa, Mollusca, Bivalvia, Venerida, Veneridae.